CUCCCUCCGCCCCCCUUUCGCUCGCCUGCCCGUCUCCUCCCCACAAACACACAGUCCGCAUCCCCAUCCCCGUUCCCAAGUCCCAACCCAACCGGCGACCACGCGCCUCCCUCUCCCUCAAAACCCUAGCCUCCCAUCCUCUCCGCGCGUGCCCUCCCCACCCGCCGGUGCCGCCGGCUCGCCCCCCGCUCGGAUCGCGCGGUGCCCGCGCCGCCGCCGCCACGCUCGAAACCCUAGCCCACUCCCCCCAUCCCUCCCCACCCUCACGCUUGGAUCCACCAUGGCCGAGAGGAAGCUGGAUCGAUUCGCGGCGCUCGGAAAAGAUGGGUUGUCGCUCGGGAUCGAGGAGGAUAGGACCGCCGCCGCCGCCAUGGGUUUCAUCGACGAAUCCAAAGAUCAGCAGCACCUGGAGAACAGCAUUCCCCUGUCCCCUCAGUGGCUUUACGCCAAACCCAGCGAUGCCAAGAUUUCACUGCCUCAUGGGUCCUUGCUUGACCCUGCUGAGAAGGAUGUGAGAAUGCUGGAAGGCGCUGGGGAUAAGAAAGAACGCCGUCGAAAUGCAUUUGAUGCUGACAGCAGUCUCCGCUGGCUUGAGGAGGAGAGGGAGACGAGCUUGCUUGGGAGGAGGGACCGCAAGAAGGAAGUGGACCGGGAUAUGGAGAACCGUAAAAAUGAUCGCCGGUCCGACAAUGUUUCUGCAAGGGACAACAACGAUUCACGGGCGCCUCCUACAUCUGAAAGGUGGAAUGAUGGCUCCACCCGGAAUUCAGGGAGUGAACCUAGGCGUGAUGGGAAAUGGUCAUUAAGAUGGGGACCUGAUGACAAGGAGAAGGACCCGAGACCAGAGAAGAAGGUUGAUGCAGAAAAGGAUGAAACUCAUGCUGAGAAACAGGCAUUUCCUGGAAGACUGCUACCCGAAUCAGACUCCCGUGAUAAAUGGAGACCUCGUCACCGGCAGGAGACUCAGACUGGUGGUACUGGCACAGCAACAUACCGUGCUGCUCCAGGAUUUGGAUUGGAGAAAGGACGUGUCAAGGAAUCCAAUGCUGGUUUUGCCCCUGGAAGAGGCAGGGCAAACCCCAACUCAGUUCCACCCUUCAGCCGUCCAUCGUCUGCUGGACCAAUUGGUGCUCCACCUGUGUAUGGGAAGCGUGCGGCAACUGCUGCUUCUUUUCGCUACCCAAGGGGUAAACUUCUUGACAUAUACAGGCAACAAAAGGUUGUUCAGUCCUUUGACGAUGGCCGCCGAAUGCUGGAGGAAGUUCCUUCCAUAACACUCUCUACAUCUGUUAAGCCACUAGCCUUUGUCACCCCUGAUAACAAAGAAGAGGCUAUUUUGGAAGAUAUCAGGAAGGGCAGGGUCAUCAGCAGUGAAGCGACAAAUGCAACUGCACUCCAAAAGGAAAGGAAAAAAGAGCUUGAAGCUUGUGGUAUUGAUGACAACAAGGAUAAAGGAGCUCCAGCAUUUAGUGGGUUAAGUCAUGAAGGAUCUGGUGCUUUAAUAUCGGAGAAGGAUGCAUUUUACAAUGAAGGGAUGUUCGCAGGUGGUAUUACAGGUCAACUGAAGAAUCGUACUGAGGAAAAUGCUCCCAGUAAUCCACAUGGACUUUCUGGCAUCAGGGAAGACACAAAGUUUGACGAGGCCAACUCAAGUGCUGAUAUCGAUCUUAGCACAAAGCUAUCUGACGAUUCAAAUACUCAGUUUAAUGUAAAUGUUGACCAUCCUACUGGCCAGGCUAGUUACACAGACACAAAAUCUAGUGGCCAGGAUAGUUAUCCAGAGGAGCUGACCCUAUACUAUCUGGAUCCUCAAGGUGGUGUGCAGGGUCCAUUCAUGGGUACUGAUAUAGUGUCCUGGUAUGAAGAUGGAUAUUUUGGUUUGGAGCUACCUGUUCGUCUAUCUCAGGCUCCAGAUGAAGCUCCUUUUCGCCCACUUUCUGAACUCAUGCCUUAUCUUGGACAUAAGCCCCAAGCUGUCCCACCUGUAACCAGUGUUGGAAGUGUUGAAUCUUCGGAUUCUGUACAUAACAAUUUUGAAGAUGCACUACCUACUUCUGGUUCUUUUGGGAAGAGUGAUGAGACAUCUAAGGGGGACUCAGAAAAUUAUGGAGUCAAUCCUAAAAGAGGUGACCAGGAAGCACCAGCACAGUCACGUGCUAGUUGGUUCCCUUCAGCUGAGCCAGAAAAGGUUGAAGCAAACCUAGAUAUCCGUCAGCAGCGCAUUCCGGAAACUGUUAGUCAUGAUGCUGAAGAGGUGCUGUACACUGGGAAGCCUAAUAGCAGCAUGGGUCAAUCUCGGCAGGAUUUUGAUAAUGACCGUGCAGAUUUCCAGUUGACGUCACUUGAUUCCCGUUCUGGGGUGGGUGAAGCUAAUUUGCCCAAGCAUGAUGCUCCUAGAGAGAAUGAGCUCAGUCCUCUUGGCUUACUUUGGUCUGAGCUGGAAGGUAUGCAUCCUAAGCAGCCUCUCUCAUCAAAUGUGGUUGGUGUAAAUGAGCGGAGAAACCCCAAACCUACAGGCCCCAAGGACAUUCCACCUGCAAAUAUCAGACAUGGUCCGCUCAGCAGGAUGAAUGAAGCCCCUGUUGCGCGUGAUGGGUGGCCUGCUAAUCUUGGUCGGAUGGACAGCAUGAAUGAUGCAAACAUUUCAGGUCUAAUUCCCCAGGUUGAACCUGAGCUAGGACAUCUGAAUUUUGAGGAGCAAAUGCUACUUACUCAGAUUCGAAGGGAGCAACUGCAGCAGGAACAAAUGAUGGCUCGUAACAAUCUGGAGUUUCCUGGACAAUUUGCAGGGCAUGGGUUUGAUUCAUUGCACCAUCACCGACAGUCAAUGAAUCCGCCGGCUCCUGAGGUGGACCAUCUUCUGAGAGUACAGUUUGAACUUGAACAUCAGCAGCGUCGCCAACAGCAACAGCUUCAGCAGGAGCAGCACCGCCAGCAGCUUCAGCAAGAGCAGCACCGCCAGCAGCUUCAGCAAGAGCAGCACCGCCAGCAGCUUCAGCAAGAGCAGCAUCAAAGGCAGCUGCAGCAGCGCCAAGCUCAGCUGCUGCAACAGCAACAGCAGCAACAACAACAACUGAUUCUUGAACAAAUGCUGCAGCAACAGUUGCAGAGUUCAAACUUUGGACAAGCUAACAUUGAUCAAGUGUUACUUCGGGAACAGUUACUGAAUGACUUGCAUCACCAACCCCAUCAUUUUCAAAGGGAGCAUGAUGCAGCUAUCGAGCAAAUCAUUCAAGCAAAAUAUGGGCAUGGAAUUCACAGGGAGCAACACAAUGACAUGCUAGAUGUUCUGUCACGCUCAAACCAGAGGCAAGUGCUUCCUAUGGAGCAGCAAAUUCUUUUGGGUCUGCAUCACGAUCAGCUCCAAACACAACAAUUGGCCAAUGCUAUACGACAACAUGUCGGCAGGGAGGAAGAAAGGCAUUUAAGUGGGGUCUGGCCAAUGGAUGACCCUGGCCAAUUUAUCCGCCCAGGAACUAGUCCAAAUCAAGCUUCUAGACUUGGUCAAUUUGAUCUUCUGCAGUCCCUUCAGAGGUCCUCAUCUGUGGAGCAUCAUGACCAUCUCGAAAGAAACCUUUCUUUGCAGGAACGAUUGCACAGGGGAGCUCAAGGUAUUCAUUCCCUAGAGCGGUCUGGCUCUUUGCCUGGUGGUGCUCCUUUACCUAAUCCAGAUCUUGUUGCCCUAGCACGUCAUCAUGGCCUUAGUCAGUUAGAAACACACGGCGAUUUAUAUUCUGCAGGCCAAAUGCCUAUGCAUGCCUCAGGGGUUCAUCCCCAGCAGCACAGACUUCAGGAGCAGCUGUCUGGUUCUCACAUGGGAAGACUGGAAAGGAACUGGUCAGAUGCCAAUGGGCAAUUGCAAAAUAGCCUGAUGGAAGCUUCGCGCAUCAACCAGUUGCAAAUUGAAGCAGAGAAGCAGAGGAGGAAAGUUGAAAUGAACCUUCCCAUUGACAACCCACAUGCAUGGGCAUCACUUAUGAGCAACGAGAGGAACCCAGAAACUGAUUUGAGUGAUAUGAUUCAUCAAAAACUGGUUCUUCAAGCACAGCAAUCUCGUGGUUUCCCUGAUGUUCCAGUGGCGGCAUCUUUUGGACGUAAAGACCCUUCUUCACUCUUUGCACAACCUGCUGCAGAUAACCCUUUAAGAUCACCUGUUGAUAGGUUAUCUUUUGAUGAUCCACUUGCAGACAGGUCACAUUUCGCAAAAAUGGGGCACUUGGGACAGGAUGGACCAACCAGUCUAGAUAGUUUACCAAACAACAUUGAGAUGAACCGAAAACUGGGCGUCAGAUCAAGCUCUGCAACAAUGCUUGAUAUUCAAAGGGGAGAAUACCCAGAUGUGAUGGGUGGCAGUUUAUCCACUAACCAAUUGGUUGGGAAUGCCAAUGAUGUAGCCAGGAGGAAAAGGCAGGGUUCUAGUGCGAACUUGGCAGUGGAGGACACUGAUUUUUCUGAAGCGGUCAACAACUGGGCUGAUACUGGCAUUUCUAAAGGAAGCUCCCAUUCCUUGCUAAAGCGCACAACAAACCAGCACAUCGCUACAUCUCAGGCAGCGUCAACGGACCUGCCUUCUGCCGUUAGGUCGAAGAAGGCAGGCCAUAUUUCUUCUGCAUCUUCUGAUGAGCAUAAGUUGGAAUCAGGAGUCACGUCAGGAGCAAAUGCUGUGGAUGCCCCUGCUUCAGCCAACAAAGAGACCUUUGGCAAUCAGGAUGCUUCUGGUCCUUCGUUCAGUGAAAUGCUCAAGAGCACAAAGAAGCCUCCCUUGCAGUACGACGCCUCUGAAUCCACGGACGGCGGUCCUGGUGGUAAGGGUGCGAAGAAGAAAGCAAAGAAAGGCAAGCAGAUAGACCCUUCACUUCUCGGCUUCAAGGUGCACAGCAACCGCAUCUUGAUGGGUGAGAUCCACCGCCCUGACGACUAACGUCCUUGGGUCCAGCCAUUUUGUGUACAUGCUCACCUCUGUCUGUAGUAGACUCUGCACAAGUUUUUUGGUAACAAACAUUUCCAGUGGAGGCCGUGUCUCCUCCCUUUAGUUCUUUCCCAUUAGUCUUAGGAUACCAAAUCAGCCAGAAUCUCAAGUUGAAAAUUAGGGAGGGCUUUGUUUUUUGUGUGUAUCUGCGCCCUCGAGUUUAUACAACAAGAUACAGUUGUACAGGACACCGAAAUCAUCGGCAUGUAUGUCUGUGAUCUCCUUGCACAGUGCAUGGAAGUAUCAUCUGAAGUUCUCAGUUCA
Molecule: messenger RNA, 5233 nt
Organism: Lolium perenne
Lineage: Eukaryota; Viridiplantae; Streptophyta; Magnoliopsida; Poales; Poaceae
Molecular function (GO): protein binding
Source: RefSeq, a predicted model, not a curated record